Messenger RNA from Botrytis sinoallii, 3774 nucleotides. RefSeq lists its product as uncharacterized. NCBI's taxonomy places the organism in Eukaryota, Fungi, Ascomycota, Leotiomycetes, Helotiales, Sclerotiniaceae. Gene Ontology annotation, biological process: regulation of transcription by RNA polymerase II. Gene Ontology annotation, molecular function: DNA-binding transcription factor activity, RNA polymerase II-specific; RNA polymerase II cis-regulatory region sequence-specific DNA binding. Gene Ontology annotation, cellular component: PcG protein complex; transcription regulator complex. The coding region runs from base 1722 to 3089 and encodes 455 amino acids. The record is from RefSeq and is a predicted model, not a curated record. The transcript has 6 exons.
CGAAACCCGGAUAUCUCGACAACCCACCCCUUCCCUCAACUAUUGCUCCCAGUCCUUUCCCAAUAUUUCCGCAUUCCUUGUCAAUUCUCCUUCCUAGACACCCAGACACCCAGAUACCCAGGGACCCAAAUAUCUCACCCUCUUUUUUCGAGAAGAAAAAAAAAGAAGUAGAAGACUACUCGUAGAAGUCCAUUGACAAUUCUACGCCUUACCCACACACCCAAACGCUAAACCACUAAAAAUCAUCUACCAUUUCAACCUGAUUGUACAUUAUUUCUUGUAUCGAAUCUAUAAAAUCGGCAUCGGCGCAUUAUUAACUAUCAAGAAAGAGUACCUGCCGCAUUGUAUCCCGAGCUUCUAGUUCAGCCCAGAAGCAGCCUCCAUCUCGAGAUCUCUUCUCCGCCCUGCAGCAAUCGCAUGGUUCCUUCCGAGGCAUCUUAAUAACCUUCGUGCCACCUUGGAAACUACCACUUCACUCCAACGUCAGUUCAAUCCCGUAAGAUCGAAUUACAACCUCAGUAAGAUCUAUCUAAAUCUUUCUUGCGAUUUCUCGACUCCUUGAAAGGAUCAAUCACUUCUCCAACUCCAAGACGCGCUCUACAAACAGAUUCUACAAACAGAUAUAAUUUUGCGACGCGAAUAGUUCGUGUCCAGACCCUGAGUAUUCGCAGAAGGUCUCGAGUCUCAAGAGCGCAUACAUAAGAAAAGAAAAGGAUUGUUGGACUAGGCUCACUUCUUAUUGAGAGAAUAAAUUUGCGGAUUCACAAAACUCGAUUCACACCAAAUUCGAAAACGCGCCACUGCAAAGACACUUUGCCUCAUCACAUCUCACAUUCACCACUGAUCCAAUAUAUCGUCUCAUCAGACGAACCUUUGGCUCGUGCCUCAGACACUGCAGUAUCCCGAACCAGCAUCACUCAAAAGAGGUGCAAACAUAUUCUCAAGUUCUGAGAACCAUUGCUAGCUCACACGAAGCAGUGUUUUUACGGUACGGUACUUCUUGGAAUCAAAGAACACGCAUGCGCAGUCGCGUCUAGGAGAUCAUUUCCAUCCAGCGAAAUCAAGCCAAGAGACUCGAGCAAUAUCAGCGUUCCAUCAAUUGGAAAAGCAUAUUCUUCUGAGUUGAGAAGGAUUAAAAGAAGAGGCAACCAAUUUUAACCGGUCUGUACGAUUGCCCGUACGUUGUGACAUUCCCGCAUCCCAUCCCCGCCCACCCAGUGUCCAGAUUGGCGGAUUUUUACAUAGUACCUGAUCGUGAAAAUUGUCGCGGUCAAUUUUUUUAUUUUUUUUUAUUUUUGAAGCCAUCCAUACAUUGGACAGUGACCUACUAGGUAGUCAUCAAUAAUAAGACUUUUUGAAAAAAGUGAAAAGCGGCAAAAUCCCCUCAAAAGAAGUCAAUCUAAAAGGUCACUUUACUUUUGAUUGGAACGAAGAACUUUCGAUCACGUUACUCUACUUAAUUCACUCACUACGGUCACUCUGGUCAUUACGGCCCAAUCUAAAUCUUUGCAAAGUAUUUUCUAUUUAAUAUUCUUGCAUACGACUUACAGCCUCUCGAACACUGGUUCCCGAGACACAAAGCAACCUUCGAGACACGGUACCAGAUUCCAAAACUUGGUACGAACGCCUGAUCCAAGCGUCGAUCACGUCCUAUAAUCUUCUCUUAUUCCUCUUUACUUCAUUUUUCUAGCCAAGGGAAUCUUGAAAAGAACCAUCUCAUUAUGGAUAUCAAAGAAAUAGUUAAUUCGAAAGGAGUGAAAGGAGCAGCAGCGGCGGCAGCAGCAUCAGCUAGUGGUCAAGCUCAGGCUCAAGAUUUACACUUACUCCAAACUAUAUCGCAAGCCAACGGAAUGCGCAUGUCUGACACUGGAUCCGAGAGAGGUACUUCUCCUCAUGGUUCUGAGCAUUCUCAAUAUUCUACACCACGAAUGGGAAUGAAUGUAAUGAACGGAGCACCAAAUGGCAUGCGUUAUCCUUCACCUCCCGGUAUGCAAAAUGCGAUGCCAAUGAUGCAACAACCUUACCGCCCUGAUAUUCCUUUCGAUAACAGUAUGAUGCCCACACAACAACAAGAUAACACGCGUCAACGUCAACCUGGAGAUGUCACAGUCACAAAAGCUUUCCCUUGUAGUACAUGUGGCAAAGGAUUUGCUCGCCGAAGUGACCUUGCAAGACAUGAGCGAAUUCACAGUGGUGUCCGACCCCAUGUCUGUGAUUAUCCGGGUUGUGGCAAACAAUUCAUUCAAAGAUCAGCUUUAACAGUCCACCUUCGAGUUCAUACUGGUGAAAAGCCUCACACUUGUGAACGUUGUGCAAAGCCCUUUAGUGAUUCCAGUUCUCUUGCUAGACACAGGCGCAUUCAUUCCGGAAAGCGUCCAUACAAGUGCCCAUAUGCCGAUUGUCAAAAGACUUUCACCCGAAGAACCACUUUGACACGCCACCAAAACCAUCAUACCGGAACUGUCGAAGAGGCUGCUGCCGCAACUGCUGCUGCUCUCGCCACUCGACCUGGUAAUAACAGACCUAGCAGACAACGUUCCGAUGGCGAGUCAUAUUCAAACAAUGGAUCUCCAAUGUCAACUCCUUCACCAGGCCGACAUCUCUCUGCUUCUCCAAGUUCUGACAUGGCACCAAUGAAUGGCAUGCAGCGCCACCCUGGUGAUUACGGCUACAUGAAUAACAGCUCUUUACCUGGUCAUCUUCGUGGUGACUAUGGUGUACCAAGCCAGCCACCACCAGUUUCUACUGCUUUUGCAAAUGGUAUGCAGCAACAACGACCUACCUCCCACCCAACCGGUUAUGGCCCACCAAACAUUCUAGAGCCUCCUGCCAACAUGGAACAACGUCAACCUGGUAGCGCAAAUGGUAGCCCACACAUGACCAACAUGGGUUGGCAAUCACCAUCUCACAUGGGAUCUCCAUCGCAUAAUAACAACUAUGUCUAUCCAGACCCUGAUCCGUAUGGAUCUGGCGCAGCGAUUGGUCAGAUGUAUUACCCAAAUUCAAAUAUGAGAAGACCACAAAGCACGGAGCCAGAACAAUAUGAUAUGAAGCCAAGAAUGGGCGAUCUAUGGGCCACAGCUCAAUGAUGAACAUAUCGUAUUGUCUGGAACUUUCUUUCUCUGCCUGCUUUAAACGAUUCUCUGGUUUUCAUAGUGCUAUGAAUCUUUUCAUGAACUAUGUUUGAUACCCUGUACACAUCACGACUCAUUCUUUCAUUUCUUUUUGAUCGUUCACUCUUGAUGUUCGACAGUACUGCAUACUAUCAAAAAGGCUUUUCUAUCUCGAUAUUGGCGUUCUUGAGAUUCUACUGCGAUCUUGUGAUUUUUAGGCGGUUUUCUUUCGGUGGAAUAAAGAAUCUCUAGACAUCAUGAAGCAAACGACCUUGUUUUCUGAUUAAAUAACUUCGGGGUUGUGGCACAUGGCAAUAAUGAUGAUAUUGGUCUCUUACCUUUCACAUUCAUCACACUUGGUAUCAAGUUUCACGGCACCCACUUUCACGUUGGACUGGCUCGCUCUUAGGGCUACACAUUUUGGUGUGGGAUGUUUGCAUUAGCUUUUGUGAUAAAUUGAGCAGUAGGGCUCAAAUUCUUUACUUCUUACUUUAUUGUAAAGUAGUAAUUCCGGGAUUGGGUUGGUCUGGUCUUGUUUGGGGCGAGGGACGGGAGGUGAAUAAAUUGAUGGGCGGGAUGCUUGCUAGGAGGCUGCUUUUUUGCUGCAUUUGCUGGCGCCAAAAUUAUGUGUAGAAUUGCCACUAAUGAAGAAAUUUUAAAA